Messenger RNA from Paramecium pentaurelia, 1704 nucleotides. The record is from the annotation of a GenBank genome assembly. NCBI's taxonomy places the organism in Eukaryota, Ciliophora, Oligohymenophorea, Peniculida, Parameciidae.
UCCAUGUCAUCUGACUAAUAAGGUGAUUAGAAGCCUUUAAUGUAACCAUUUUCGGUCAUGGAGCCUGAAGACAAGAAGGAAUCAACCUAUAGUAAUUCUAAAUUUGAAGGGUAUUCAUCAUUUUAUAAGAUUCUUUUAGUAAAUGCGUCGAUCCUAGGUUGAUGACAUUCUGCAUCACUAAUUUUGUAAUCAAUGUUGGUAUUUCUUAAAUUGCUCCUUUUUAUCCUGGAUUGGCUGCAGAUAAGGCUGGUCUGUCAUAUUCUUAAAUAGGAUUGGUGUUUAGUAUCAAUCCUUUAGGCUCUAUUCUUUUUAGUUUUGUUAUAGGAAGUUUUAUAUAAGUUUGGGGUAAUCCAUAUAAUUAAUUUAGGCCGUAAAAAGUGCUUAAUGAUAGCUUUAGUAGUAUAAUCAUCUGUUUAAAUCCUUUUUGGAUGCCUUAAUUUUAUGACAGACAAUAAGGCCUUAUUUUUUUCAAUGUCUCUCAUUUCCAGAUUCUUCUAAGGUAUGAGUAGAUCUGUCUAUUCAACUGUGACAUUUGCUUAUGUUCCAAUAUUUUGGCCAGGAGAAUUUUAGAAAAAAUUAGCAAUUAUGGAAACAAUGACAGCGUAAAUAUAAUUUAUAAAAUCUAUAUAGAUUGGGAUUAUUGUUUGGUCCUAUGAUUGGUAGUGUUUUGAAUUAUGCAUUCGGAUAUUCCAUACCAUUUUUCGUAAUUGCCAUAUUUUUCCUUUGUGCUGAGAUUCCUACUUAUACAUAGUUGCCCCCUGAUAGUACUAUGAAGAGUUUUGAAAAGAAAAAGAAACUACCAAUUGGAAAAGCAUUUACAUCAAUUAAGGUUAUAGUAACUAUAAUGAAUGUCAUGUCUAUUACUGCAGGUUAUACUUACUUUAAUCCAUUCUUUGUUAAUCAUAUGUAAUCCUUUGGAAUUUCUGAAAAUAUUGCUGCCUUCAUUCUUACAAUUCCUGCUAUAUUUUAUAUUGGUAUGGUUAAUAUUAUACCUAAAAUUGGAAAAUAUGUUAAGAAGACUUUCAUGAUGUCUUUGGCUUUAAUGAUAUGUUUUAGUGGUAAUAUGUUGGAAGCACCAUUUUGGGGAGAAGGUAAUACAUUAGCAAGUGUUAUUAUUGGAUUGAUAUUGGUUGGUGUUUCAUAAUCAUUCUCAAUGAUUCCUAGUAUUCCAUAAAUAAGUGAAUUCUUAGCUCCUGUUGUGACAGAUCCAUAAUUUAAGUAUAUUUUUGAUAUUAAUAAUUAGAAAUAACUUAACUGAUAUGGCAUCAGCCUUAUUUAUUAUGUCAAUGGGUUGUGGUUCAUUAAUUGGACCAUUAUUGGGAGGAUCUAUAUAUGAUGGAUUUGGUGGUAAUGUAAAUCUUGUUGAAUCACCAUCAUAAGAAUUAAUAGAUUAAGAAAGGGAAGCCUUUAGAGGAGCUAUGAUUUGUUUAGGAUUAUGGUAAUUAGUAGCAGCAACAUUGUUUUUCUUCUUUGGAGAUGGAUACAAAGGUUGGAGUGAUUGUUGUAGAACUUGUUAAACAGGAUAAAAUCCAUCUAAAGAUGAAGGACAACAAUUGACAAAACCAUUAAAUGAUGACACAUCAGACGAUGUAAUGAGUGAUAACGACACAUUAUCUUCAGAGGCAUCUGUAGGAAAUGAUAAUGAUUUGUUAUAGGGACCCCCAAAAAAAACAAUAACAAUAAGAAAAGAAGCUUUAUGAUUUG